CCACCUCCUCUCCUGCCCGGAGCCGACCCCCGAGCCCCACCCGAGGCAUUCCCUUCGCCUUCGGAACACCCUAGUCAUUCAUUGAUAACAGGGAAUUAUGAGGGAUCCUGUGAGUAGCCAGUACAGCUCCUUUCUUUUCUGGAGGAUGCCCAUCCCAGAACUGGACCUGUCGGAGCUGGAAGGCCUGGGCCUGUCGGAUACACCUACCUACAAGAGCAAGGACGGCAGUGGCAUAGGCAAAAUGGGCGUGCGAGCCACCGGAGCAGAGGAGCAGAAGAACCCGGAAGGCGACCCCCUGCUCGCGUACAGCACCUUCAACUUCUGGAGAGUUCCCAUUGCCAGCCUCCACUCUGUUGACUUGGACUUGCUUUAAGGCCAAGACUCCUCUGUGUCUC
This is a messenger RNA of Acomys russatus (golden spiny mouse), 395 nucleotides long. RefSeq names its product MLLT11 transcription factor 7 cofactor (gene Mllt11). The record is from RefSeq and is a predicted model, not a curated record. Lineage: Eukaryota; Metazoa; Chordata; Mammalia; Rodentia; Muridae. Gene Ontology annotation, biological process: apoptotic signaling pathway; positive regulation of DNA-templated transcription; positive regulation of mitochondrial depolarization. The coding region runs from base 98 to 373 and encodes 91 amino acids. Gene Ontology annotation, cellular component: cytosol; nucleoplasm. The transcript has 2 exons.